AAGGAUAUGUCUUCGUCUGCUUCAUGAUCUCUACCUGACUAGAUUCUUCCAGCCACUGUUUGUAUCAAUUGAUGUUUGCUGGAUAUCUUCCGUCCAGGGUUUCUUCUCCACGCGGGAUCGGUCCAUCUCUUAAAGCCGAAAGCCGCAGUCUUUCUAAUCGUCACAACUUAGCCUGAUUUAAUCGCAUAACUCCUCGACCUACUCGCAAAUGGACGACUACCGCUUUCAAUUCAGUCCGCCAGACUCCGCCAACCAUUUUCACUCAAUGUCGCCAAAUUUGCUCAACGGACCGUCGAGGCGGGAUUCGUACCGCCGCCGCAACAGUCUGCCCACAGCCGUCGCAUCUAGUCCUUCCAACCAAGGGCUGGGUAUUCCUACACCAGAGAUCAAUUCACGAAAUGGUCCUUCCGCCUCAGAACUCUCGGCCGCCAUAUCCGAACUCUCACGAACCGGUACCCCGUCUAUGGUCCAGCUGGCUGCCCUGACGAGCCCUUGCUUCUUCCACCGCCGUUUCGGAGACGCCGUCAACAUAGAAAAAGUGCUGGACGAGAUAAAGGAAGAUGACCAACUGUCUCACAGUCGUCUUAUGCAGACGGCUGCCAGUGUUCGCGAGGUCUCACGCCAAUUACAACGAAGAUCCACAAAGCAAGCCGUACGCAAUGUCAUGAUAGUCACAAAGGCUCGCGAUAAUGCUUUGGUUGAUCUGACUCGCGAAUUGGCCGAGUGGCUGCUCGUCAAACCGCGUUAUGGCAGCGAUGUUGGUGUCAAUGUCUAUGUCGACUCGAAGCUGCGCCGAUCAAAGCGCUUCGAUGCUGACUCGUUGACUGCCAAAGACAGUCGCUUCGAAAGCAUGCUUCGCUUUUGGACCCCAGCCCUGUGUUGGGCCUCUCCUGAGCUUUUUGACCUCGUCAUAACUCUAGGAGGAGAUGGCACUGUCCUCUUCACAUCGUGGCUAUUCCAGCGCAUUGUCCCGCCCGUCAUGUCCUUCUCCCUGGGCUCCUUGGGCUUCCUCACAAAUUUCCAGUUCAACCAGUACAAGCAUCAGUUAGAUCGUAUCAUGGGUGAUGCAGGUAUGAGGGUAACGAUGCGUAUGCGGUUUACCUGCACAGUCUACCGCGCUGCUGCAUCAAAUUCAUCAUCUUCGUUGAACGCGGCCAACACCUCGGAUUCAGUAUGCCCUGUCACAUCAAAUCCAACCAAAAUUGAGGGCGAGACUCAUGAAGUGCUCAAUGAGCUAGUCAUUGACCGGGGACCGUCUUCCUACAUCUCAUCGCUAGACCUUUACGCCAAUGACUCUCUCGUCACCCGUAUUUCUGCCGAUGGCAUCAUUCUCAGCACACCAACUGGUUCGACUGCCUACUCGCUCUCAGCGGGUGGAAGUCUGGUACACCCAGAAAUCCCUGCCAUCUUGCUCACACCCAUCUGUCCUCAUACCUUAUCUUUCCGCCCAAUGAUCUUGAAUGACUCUAUGGAAUUGAAGGUCUCCGUCCCCACGAAAGGCCGAGGCGGUGGCUUUGUCAGCUUCGAUGGCAAGGGACGAAUACAGCUUGGUCUAGGAGAUGAGGUCGUCGUUAGAGCGAGCAAAUACCCCUUCCCGACCGUGCUCAGCCAACCGAUGGAGUGGUUUGAUGCCAUCAGCCGUACCUUGCGAUGGAACACCAGGGCUGCUGAUCAGAAGGAUUGGGCAGGCAGAGAUGCUGACGACAAAGACGAUGAAUUCGAUGAGGAUGGUGCUGCUAAGGGCAGCAAAGAACCCGAGUUCGACAUAGACUUUGAGGACGAAAUGGACAGUGUUCGGGACUCUGGAUACUCUGGAUCAAGCAGCACCGCCUGAAUAAUUCUUCUGACUUGUCAAUUCAGAGCAUGCAGUCAGUUCUGGACACUUUGAGGUACCUAGCAUCAAGAACAUAUUCUCACGGACACUUUGAGGUACUUAGCAUCAAGAACAUUGGUGGCUUGAAGCAAAGCAUGCGAUUCUUUCUCUUAUUUUUAGCUGUUUUGCGCAACGAUGCAGAUACCAUAGCGGAGCAAGAAUGACGUGACGAAGGGGAGUUUUUGUUUUUCUGAUGACUUGCAUACACAUCAUGAGUUGAUACAGAGAUAGAAGUGGCUAGAGGCAAAGAGGAUGAGAGAAAUUUAAGUCCAAACAAACAACACACUCGACCGCCUAGCUUUGGUGGUCCUGCAACUGUUUGAUCUC
Messenger RNA from Aureobasidium pullulans EXF-150, 2200 nucleotides. Its product is annotated as ATP-NAD kinase. The transcript has a single exon. The coding region runs from base 209 to 1834 and encodes 541 amino acids. Gene Ontology annotation, biological process: NAD+ metabolic process; NADP+ biosynthetic process. Lineage: Eukaryota; Fungi; Ascomycota; Dothideomycetes; Dothideales; Saccotheciaceae. The record is from RefSeq and is a predicted model, not a curated record. Gene Ontology annotation, molecular function: NAD+ kinase activity.